AUGGCCAUCACGUUGGACAACGGCACUCGGAUCGACAGACCGACCGCCCAGGACUUGCGCAAGCUGAAGCCCACCAAGCUUCGCCCCGUGGUCUUCCACUGGAGGGAUGCGAGUAAAGACCAGACCAACGCUCCCAAAGAGUACGAUGAGAUCAUCCAGAGACUGCUCACGGCGGGGCCCCAGGAUUUUGAAGAGCUGGUGCGUGCCAACUGGAAGAUGUUCGAUCGAGGUUUCUACUUCCGGCUGUACAACCUGCGGGAAGACUGUGAGGACCCCGCGCUCAAGCAGAAGAUGGCGAACAUGGAGAAGUAUACGCUGGAGCUGAUUCAGAAGGCGCAAGAGCAGACCCGGAAGAAGCUGCCCGAGAAUGAUGCAGAUGCCCAGGCUAUCCUCGUCACGAUGUUAGAGGAGGAUUCGCAGACUCUUCUCUGGCCGCCUCCGCCAGAGGCCUAUGCUCGUUUGGCAGAGGAGAUCACCAAGCGGGCCACGAGGUCCAAGUAUGAGGAUGGCUGGUUCGAGUCGCUCGUGGAGAUCUGCGAGAGCUUCGGAGCAAAGAUGCAGGCUAAAGGAGAGACACAGAUGCUUGGCAUGUCGCAGAUCGUCAUGCAGCGGCUGGUCACGGAGUGGCUUCGGCACGACAGCAUUUGGGAGGAGACGGCAGAAGGUAGAUUCCUCUUCCGGCUGAUGAGCAUCACUCAUGAGCAGUGGGAGUCUCAGUACAUGUAUGAGCAAGAGCCUGUGGACCCAAUGAAGUUGCGUGAGGAGAUCAAGAUCGUCAGCGAGACCAAGGCAAGCUUCUCGUGCGUUUGCGGGGGUUCCUAUAAAUCGGAAAAUAAAUUUAAUUUUCGCAGCAUGGCCUAUGGUCUGUCGGCCGUGAAGUUGGAGAAGGCCAUCAUGAACCUCGAGAUGCGCCUGCAUGAGGAGUUCCGGAAGGAUGUUUCCCGGCAGGUGACAAAGCAGAUCAAGCCGUACGUCCAGCAGAUCAAGGCCCUCCAGUCCCAAGUCGAAAGUCUCAGCGCCCGCCAGGGCUCCAAGACGACCUCUUCCCCACCGCAGCCAAGUGUGGAGCCCGAGCAUGGGGCUCAAGAAUUGCUUCACGUGGACCUCGACACAUUGCUAACAGAGGGCGAAGCCAAUGUGGAUGAGAACCUCAGUGACAACAGUGAGCGGCCCCAGCAGCCAUGUGUUUCGAUCGACAUCGGCGACUUGCUCCAGAAGGAGGGUUCAGGGCAGCCCGGAAUGAAGGCCGACCAUGAGAAGGUGAUCGAUCAGAGCCUGGGCCUCAACUCCAACGACUCCAAGGGUAUGUUGGAUCCUGAGAUCGUGGAAGAGCCAGUGGCGUUCCUCGAGACGGCCUGGAACCUGGUCCUUGUCUUGGGCCAUACCAAUUGCGGCCCGGCGGACCUCAUCAUCGCUUGCUUUCUCUGGUUGGGGAGCGGCCUGAUGCAAAUCUCCUUCUUCUUCAUCCUUCUCUCGGAUGAUUUUCUUGGAGAGCCCUUUGGGAAUCAGGUGGAGGUUGCGAAAGCAUGGCGCGAGUCCAUCGCGCACGACUUCAAGCACAUGGACCUGGGCGACGAAAGCCUCGUUUCCCGAGUGUGCAGGGCCGAUCGCACGCUGAUUCUGUCGACUUCGCAGAUGCAGAUGCUGGACCAGAUCAAUGCCUUCCUCGGCCUGGGCAAGGAGGAGUUCGAAGCGCCCUACUUCCAACCCGGCGUUCUGCUCUGCAUGAUGUGCAUCCUGCUCUGGUGUUUGUACCUCCUCAACGAAUUCCGACUCGUGCUCUUUUCCUUGGAGGCCGUGUCCCAGGUCCCGCGUGGGCCCCGGACGCAGUGGAGAAGGCGUGGAGGCUUCCAAACGAUCUCCUACGGUCGAUUUGGUGUCUACUGCUUCAUGCGCUUGGCUCGCUUCUUCAUCGCCGUGGGCCUCCUCUAUGCUGGCGUGCAGUGGCUAGCCGGCACAAUCUCUAUCACUGAGCUCAUCUUGAAUGCCGUGGCCUUGUCCGCUGUCUUGCAGAUCGACGAGAUGGUUUUCGCGGCCCUGAUGCCGAAGAAGAUCCAGAUCUGCAUCCAGGACCUAGAGGCAAUCAAGGUCCGCUACAGUAAAGGGCGGAGUCAGACGGAGUCCGUCAUCCUCGUUGUGGCGAUUUCGCUUCUCAUGCUGUGGCCGUGGACACACAAUGUAGGGCCACUGAGCUGGGACAUGUUGGAGGUCAAGCGCCAGUACUGUGGGGGCACUCAGAACUUCGUGGUGGCCGGGAAUCAAAUCCAGGGGGUCACGGUGGGGCUGGUCACCUCAGAGUAUGCCCAGGGUGUCAACCAAACUUCCCUCACUCGCUUCGCUGUGAGGCGGCACAUUUGGGAGGAGCCUCUGGGCAGUUCGAACUACAUCCGAUUCACCAAGGAUCGAUCCAGCUUCGUGACUGCCAGAGACAUGGACAUGCAUCAGCGCAACACCCAUGACAGUCUUUGCAUGGACUUUGACGACAUCUUCCUGGGCAAUGCGACACAUGAGCUUCAGGAGUUCUACCGACCAUACUUCUACUCGGCCAGCUUCGAAGCAGGGAUUCCCGAAGGAGCGAGUUGCGCAGAGAUGGCGCACCUCUGCCACUCCCUGGAUUCCCAGGCGCGCCUGGUGAGGCACGUGUGUCCCCGCACGUGUGGAUGCCACUUGCAGCACACGAAUCCACUGCUGAAGCUUGUGGGCGAGGGCUGCUCAAAAGCCUGCUUCACUGAGCAAGAGUACGCGAUGCGCUUCUCAGCUUGCAAGGACGUGGACCUUGAGGAGUCACCCCAUCUUCGGGAGGCAUGGGAGGGGUUCUGGGACAGCUACAAGCCCUUGAUGGAGCAGAGGGUGGGGAUGAACUUCAGCAGUCCCAGCCUCAGCUUUGUCCCGGACUUCCUGACCUAUGUCAAGAAAGUCGGCUGUCCAGGCCUCAGCGUAGUGGCCAUCGACCCCGUCACGCGCAGCCCAUGGUGUUCAGGCAGCCAGCUGUAUUAUGGUCCCCUUGCAAACUGGUGCCCGCAGACUUGCGGCUGCCACACCUCGGAAACGCUGCCCACCUGGUGCCCCCGGAGUUGCGAGGGGUGCAAGGACACAGCGAACUUCCCCACCCACAUUCGUGUCAGUGACUGUGCACAAUCUCUUCAAGCGGGACUUUGUGAGGCCUAUCCACUUGAGUCAGCUGUGUACUGCGCAGAAACAUGCAACCUUUGCUCCGCCCUUCACAACAACGGGACCAUUGAUUAG
This is a messenger RNA of Symbiodinium natans, 3246 nucleotides long. The record is from the annotation of a GenBank genome assembly. NCBI's taxonomy places the organism in Eukaryota, Dinophyceae, Suessiales, Symbiodiniaceae.